Molecule: messenger RNA, 1146 nt
Organism: Ostertagia ostertagi
Lineage: Eukaryota; Metazoa; Nematoda; Chromadorea; Rhabditida; Trichostrongylidae
Source: the annotation of a GenBank genome assembly
AUGCUCCUCGCUUAUCAAGGAAAGGAAUAUUUUGGGAUGCAGAUACAAAAAGAGCACCCGACGAUCGAAGGGCAGUUGAUCAAUGCUAUGAAUAAAUUAGGAUGGAUCACCGAUGAGAUGAAAGAGCAGCCUGGUCUUUUUCACUUCCAAAGAGCAGCUCGUACCGAUAGAGCGGUUUCUGCUGUAAGGCAGAUCUGUGGUAUGGAGCUUCCAAAGAACGACGACUAUCCAGUGACAGGACCUAAUGAACUGAACGCUCUGCUACCACAGGAUAUUCGUGUCAUAGGUAUAUUCAUCCAUCUGCUUCCUCCAGGGAUUCAAAGUGGCUGGUCACAAACUUCUGUUGUUUUGUACUUUCAGCGAUGCGUCGAGCGAACAAACGCAUUUCAUCCACAGAAAAUGUGCUGCGCAAGAACGUAUAGCUACACUCUGCCUACUUUCGCGUUUGCAAAACCUACGGAGUUGACGAAUGCUGCUUUUCGCAUCAGCAAGGAAACUAUCGACGAAAUCAAUUCUGUUCUCAGUAUUUAUAAAGGCACGCAUAACUUUUUCAACUAUACCUCAAAACGGUACGUGGACCUCUUGAUGGAAUUUGAUGAUCGCAGUUGCCAUCGUUAUAUAUUGUCUUUCGAAUGUGGGGAACCUUUCUUAUUUCACGAUGAUAUUCGAAAUGAGGAUGUUGAAUUUAUUCAACUCACAGUGAAAGGGCAGAGUUUCAUUUUGCAUCAAAUCAGGAAGAUGGUGGGCAUGCUGAUUACUGUAAUACGCGAAUUGCAGUACAAAAGCUACAUUCAGAGGACGUUUGAAAGUGAACGGGUGAUACGGUUGAUUUAUGAAUCGUUUAUUAUCUUACAUGCAAAAACCCAUGAACCUCUCACUGACUGGGGAAGCGCUGUUGAAGCUCGUGUAGAAGAAGUAAAAUUUGAACUUAUAACGAAGGAGAUUCUGCUGUCGGAAAGUUACGAUCAGUCGAUUUUCGUAGCAAAAUUCGUGCACUGGGGAGCUGGAGCUGCCAUACAGCUUAUGAAUUACUUGAGAAUAGCGGCAGCUCAUGACUGGACUGUAAUCUCAGCUCACUGCGUUUUUGUGCAAGAUAUAUCGAAACGAUCAAUCACAUGUCAAGCCGUCUUUCCUACUUUUUUCUAA